CUACUUACCAUUCUCUACUAACAAUACGUAAAUCAUUUGUAUAUUUGUCUUUACAGUCGACUACUAAUUUGUUUUCGUCACUAUAUUUAAAGCCACGGCAAAGCUGAUUCAGACUGGAAGUCAAUGAAAUUUCAAAGAGAAAAGAACAAUGAUUCAACUGUAAUUACAAGCUCUAUAAUCUACUUAUGUGGCUGUGAAGCUGCAGCGGGCAUUCAUUGCUGACGGGCCUCAUUUCGAGGUGAAGAAAUGGACAGCAUUUGGGAAAGCAAAGAGCGCUCACUGAAACGCAGGAUCAGACUGGACAGAUCUUCAGAAGAAUUAGGCCAGCAAGGUUACAGAAGAGUAAUUUGUAAUGACCCUCAGGCCAACGCCCCCUUUAACUAUCGGGGAAAUUCAAUAUCAACAACAAAGUACAAUUUAUUUACCUUCUUGCCCAAAGGUUUGUUUGAGCAGUUUCGACGGGUAGCUAAUGUUUACUUCCUUUUUGUCGCAAUUUUGUCCUUAGCACCCUUCAGUGCUGUACAAUCUGUAACAAAUAUUUUUCCUUUGGUGCUGGUGCUCUCCAUUUCACUUUCAAAGGAAGCCUUUGAAGAUUGGAGACGCUUCAAAAAUGACAGGAAAAUUAAUUCUUCUUUUGUUGAGGUCUUAGAAGGAGAUACUUGGGUGCAGACUACUUGGAGCAAGUUAGUUGUUGGCAGUAUUGUAAAGAUUAAGUCCAAAGAGUAUUUUCCUGCAGAUAUGUUGCUUUUGUCAAGCUCCAAUGAUGAGGGACUCUGCUACAUAGAGACAUCCAAUCUUGAUGGCGAGUCAAAUCUUAAAACGCGAAGGGCUCUAGAGAAUACUUGGAAGUAUGCUACUCCAUAUGAAGCCCGAAAUUUUAGAGGGGAAAUUCACUGUGAGCAUCCAAAUGAUUUGUUGUAUACUUUCACGGGAAACCUUGUAAUGGAUGAAGAAACAUUUCCUAUUUCAACUGAACAAAUCUUGCUAAGACAGGGCUGCAGCUUACAAAACACCAGUUGGAUUAUUGGAAUUGUGACUUUUACAGGACAUGAAACUAAGGUCAUGAUGAAUGCCUUGAAUGUUCCUUCAAAGAGAAGUAGAUUGGAUAAGAAGAUCGAUAUACUCAUAUAUUUCCUGUUUGGGAUGCUUUUCGUGAUGUCAAUGAUUGGGGGAAUAUCUUGCGUUCUUUUUAUUAAUCCCCAACUCUGGUACCUAGAGCUUCAGAUCGAUACGGGAGAUAUCUUCAGUGCAAGCCCCAAAGCUAUGGUGGGAGUGCUUAUGACUCUUUCCUUGAUUACUUUAUAUAAUACAAUCAUUCCUGUUUCUUUAUAUGUUUCCAUUGAGAUAAUAAAAUUUUUCCAAAGCACUCAAUUCAUCAACAAGGAUCUAAAUAUGUACCAUGAGGAGACAAAUAUGGGAGCACAAGCAAGGACAUCAAACUUAAAUGAUGAAUUAGGACAGGUUGAGUACAUUUUCUCAGACAAGACUGGGACCUUGACUCAAAACGUAAUGGAAUUUUGCAUGUGUUCAAUUGGUGGGAUUAUAUAUGGAUCUAGUUUAUCAGAUGACCAGAGAUCGGAUACUUAUGGAAUGAGGAUACCAUCUGAACAGUUACAUGUCAACAGACCCAAAUGUGAAUUUUAUGAGAAGGGUUUCAAUUUCUGUGAUCAAAGGCUGAUGGGAGGCGCUUGGAGAAAUGAGGAAAAUCCAGAAGUAUGUAAGGAAUUUUUUAGAUGUCUUGCUGUUUGUCACAGUGCCUUACCAGAUGAAGAAAGCACAUCAAAGGAAAUCAAUUACCAAGUAUCCUCCCCAGAUGAAGCUGCACUUGUAGUAGCAGCUAAAAACUUAGGAUUCUUCUUUCAUAGGAGAACUACCACAAGUGUCAUUGUACGUGAAUCACACGUUCAAGGACUAGGUUCUAUACAGGAUGUUGAAUAUAAAAUACUGAAUGUCUUGGAGUUUAGCAGCUCAAGGAAACGGCAGUCUGUUAUAUGUGCUCAUCCAAGUGGCCAACUGAUUUUAUAUUGCAAGGGUGCUGACACUGCCAUUUAUCAGAGAUUGGAAGACAACAAGAGUCCAAUUGCAGUUGCCACCUGGAACCACCUACGAAAAUUUGCUUCAGAAGGCCUCAGAACACUUUGUGUUGCUUACCGGUUUCUUGAUUUUAGUAUGUACCAAUCAUGGAAUGCAAUGUUUCAAGAAGCAAGGUCUUCUUUAACUGACCGUGAACAGAGAAUACAUCAGGUUGCAGAGUUAAUCGAGGAACAACUUAUUUUACUUGGGUGUGUAGCAAUUGAAGACAAGCUACAAGAUGGUGUUCCCACGUGCAUUCACACUUUGCUGCAAGCUGGUAUCAAAAUUUGGGUUUUGACUGGAGACAAGAUGGAAACUGCAAUCAAUGUUGGUUAUGCAGCAUGUGGUCUUAUUGAUGCAAAUAGAAGGCAAUUAGUCAUCAGCUCAGACACAAAGGGGGAUUCUACUGAAGUAGAAAUCAAAGAUUGGGUAAAACAAAAUCUUGUUUUCUACCUUGAAGAUGGUAAGGAACAUAGAAUUACAAACGGAAACAAUACAACACUGGUGAUUGAUGGGAAAUGCUUGGAAUAUGCUUUGGAGUCUGAUCUCCAUGAGAGCUUUUUUGAAUUGAGUUGCCAAUGCUUCAGUGUCAUUUGUUGCCGAGUAACACCUCUCCAAAAGGCCCAGGUCACAACGUUAAUAAGAUAUAAUGCAAGGAAAGUAACUUUAAGUAUUGGGGAUGGUGCAAAUGAUGUCAGCAUGAUUCAAGCUGCACAUAUUGGUGUUGCAGUUAGGGGACAAGAAGGAAUGCAGGCAGUGAUGGCAAGUGAUUUUGCAAUUUCUCAAUUCAGAUUCCUAACAGACCUCCUGCUUGUUCAUGGAAGGCUAUCUUAUGUUCGGAUUUCAAAGGUGGUAACAUAUUUUUUCUAUAAGAAUAUAUUGCUUACGUUGACACAAUUUUGGUUCACCUUAUUUUGUGGCUAUUCAAGUACAAACUUUUAUGAUGAUUGGUAUCAAUCAUUAUAUAAUGUCCUUUUCACUUCACUUCCAGUUUUUGCCAUUGGUAUCUUUGACCAGGAUGUAAGUCCCAAAAUUUCGAAGCAAUGUCCUCAAUUAUACAAAACUGGCAUUGAAAACUUGUAUUUCAGAUGGCAACUAUUAGGAAGAUGGUUGUUUUUCAGUAUUUUUCAGUCAUUUAUCAUAUUCUACUUCUCAAUUUUGACUGGAUUUAGUGGGAAAAGGCUUGGGAAAAUUCUUGGCCAGUGGGAUGUGGGGACACUAGCAUUUUCAAGUGUUGUUAUUGCCGUCAAUUUUCGACUUUUGAUUGGCAACAGCUUCCUGACACUGUGGCACUUUGCCAGCAUUCUUGGAAGCUUUGUUGUCUGGAUUAUCUUUCUUAUCUUCUACACAUCGAUAUAUUCUAUUUGGGAUUUCGAGGAAAAUGUUUAUGGUCAACUCCUUGUCCCCAUAUCCACCCUAGAUUUUUGGUUCAUUCUUUGUCUUUCUCCAGUGGCAGUCUUGGCAGCUGAUUUAGCUUUUGAAGGAUUUCAAAGAAUAUUUAUGCCGUACGACUAUCAAAUCAUUCAAGAUGAAGAACUCUCUCCAACAGGAAGAAAUGACCAACAACUAUCUAAAGGCUUAAGAGCUUGGCUGCUUCAACCUUCAUAAUGCGAUAGAAAAUUAAGGUGCAGUUUAAAUGAAUGUCUUGAAGAGAAGCAGUUGAAAUUUGACAAUUCAAUGUAUUUUUUUCUGCAAUAAUUGGAUCAACUCAGAUAUAUUAUUUGAAAGGGAACAGUUAGAUACAGAAAAUAAAUAUCAUGUCACCUGCGAGGCCAGAUAAGCCACUUGGAAAGAGUUCCCCCUCACAAACACCUACAAUCAGAAUCAGUAAGCUGCAAAGGCACUGAACAAAAUAUUCAAGGUGACAUUGUCACCCGUGAGAUAACCCCCUUACGAACCCUUACAAUCGAAAUCAAUAAGCUGCAAAGGCACCGAAAAGAUAUUCUAGGCAACAUUGUCACUGGAGGCAUUGUGUAUUCGUUAUUUGUUGAUGUUGAAGUUUUUGUCUUCAUCAUUCAAUUCAGACGAUGGGAGCUACUCCAUUUUUCUAUUAGUACCCAUUGAAAGACUUGAUUAUUGUUUCGAGGUUCUCUUAGGUGUCUUUCUGUGGAAAUCAAGAACGAUAUUGAAAGUGUUAGAAAUAGGUUGGCAUGAAGUUUCACAGCCCCAAUAGUUUUUUUACCAUCUAUACUCAUUAGAAGACUUGAUUAUUAUUUUAAGAUCCUCCUAGAUAUCUGUGAAAAUUGAUAACAGUAUCGAAAGUGUAGAAAUACGGAGUGAAUAUCACACCCCUCAUAAAUGUUUUCCCCAAUUGUUGAAAUACUUAAAUCUGAGUCUUAUUUUGACAAAAAAAAAAGAGAUUGAUAAUAUAAAAGCUUAUAUUAAUGAGCAAUUACGAGGAGGAAGUCUUUCAACAGCUUAGACCAGUUUCAUGAGUGCUAGAUUAGCAGAAAUGACAACAGAUUCUGAAAGGAGUUAUGCUGGAGCAUACAAGAAGAGAAGAUCAUUAUAAAAACAGCCAGUCCUAACUUAAAAAGCAUAAAGGCUCUUGUUUAGUACAAAUAAAUGGCUCGAGAGAUAAUGCUCUUUGUGAGGGUAGGUUCAGGCACAGUGUUUCUGGCGUUCUGUCAUGAUACAGGGUAGAGUCGAGGGAUGGAGCCUUCACAGCCAAGUUCAAAUUGAAGUCUUUGAAAUCACAGAGACGGAUCUUCACGAGGCUUGCUAUUUUUCAUUAUUUCAUUGCAUAUAAAAGUUCUAAGAC
Molecule: messenger RNA, 4834 nt
Organism: Cryptomeria japonica (Japanese cedar)
Lineage: Eukaryota; Viridiplantae; Streptophyta; Pinopsida; Cupressales; Cupressaceae
Product: phospholipid-transporting ATPase 3
Exons: 30
Coding region: 247-3681 (1144 amino acids)
Biological process (GO): phospholipid translocation
Cellular component (GO): plasma membrane
Molecular function (GO): ATP binding; magnesium ion binding; ATPase-coupled intramembrane lipid carrier activity
Source: RefSeq, a predicted model, not a curated record